AUGACAAAAAAGAGGAUCUUGACCACCAGAGACUUCUGCUCCAAAGAAAUCUUCUCUGUUACUCCCAUUCCCCAUUCUAACACCUCUUUCUCUUUCCCUCUCCAGCUAAUUGGUAAAAAUAAUCUUAAAGAGAUGGAAAGAGAGGAGGUCCUCAUACAACACAAUUUCACCUCAGACGAAAUCCAAAAGAGCCAGGCUGUGAAUGCUGACUACAAAGAUCUGAAGGGUUUGAACCAUGGCCAUUUGUGCCCCACAGGCCAUAUGGAUACUAAAGAGGGCAAGAGAGCUACCUUCACCCUGACCAAUGCAGUGCCCCAGGACAUCAUUCUUAACAACGGCCGCUGGAGCAACUAUGAGUUUCAAAUGAUGAUUAAAGAGACCAAGGGCUGUACAAGCACCUAUGUCAUCACGGGUGCUGUGCCUGGGAACACCUACAUCUCCAAUAAGAGGGUUAAUGUACCAAGCCACAUCUGGUCAGCUGCCUGCUGCCUGGUGGACGAAGAGCCCGCAGAUGCUUGGGGGGCAAUUGCUGAGAAUGACAAGAACGAGGUAGUGGUCCUGAGACUGGGAGACCUGGAGAAGAGGCUGACUGAGCUCUACAAGGGGAAAACAAUUACUCUGUUCAACAAUGCCUGUCCCCGGAAAUAAGCCUCACAUCCUUGUUGGAAGAGGCUCGGUGGCUUUUCCCACACAUCAUAGAAUCACAGAAUCACAGAAUGAGUUGGUUUUGAUGGGACACUAAAGCCUUAAAGAUCAUCUCAUUCUCACCGGCCUGCCAUGGGCAGGGACACCUUCCACUACACCAGGUUGUUCCAAGCCCUUCCCAAACUGGCAUUGAAUGCUUCCAGGGGAUGGGGCUGUCAAAACAGCUCUGGGUAACUCUUACUGUCCUGUCACUCCAUACCCUUGACCAAAGACCCUCUCCAGCCCUCUUAGAGAUCCUUGGGGUACUGCACUCUCAGCAGUCUUCUCCAGGCUGAACAUCCCCAGCUCUCUCACCCUCUCUCCAGAGCAGGCACGCUCCAGCCCUCGCAGCACCUUCAUGGCCUCCACUGGGCUCCACUCCAACAGCUUUGUGUCCUUCUUGUGCUGUGGGCCCAGAGCUGGAGGCAGCACUGCAGCUGAGGUCUCAGCAGAGCAGAGAAGAGGGGCACAAAUGUCCUGUGCAGAGUCUGUGCUGCUUCCUUCUCUGGUGUGUUUCCUGCUCUGUCCCUCAGGGCACCUCCUGCUCAGCUCAAAGGCACAGAGAUGUGGGCAGAGCCUCCAGCUGCUUGGCUUUGCUGCCCAUCUCAGGAGAGAGCUCUCAGGAACGAGUCCUCUCCUCCUCAGCUGUCCCCAAGAGUGUGCAGCUGAUUUGUCCCUCACCUCCUUAGCAAGGCUGAGGCACCAGGGCAGCUCAGGGUCCCAGAGGCCUUGUCUGGAGAUGUCCAUGUCUGGAGAUACCCACAUUCCAACAAGAGAUGAUUCUGGAUAACCUGCUCCAGCUGAUCCUGCUGGAGCCUGGAGUCUGGACAUGAAGAUCCUGAGAAGUCCCUCCAAAACACAACAAUUCAGUGAUUCUCUGAUCCUGGGCCAGGCUUUGCUUUGCUUGCUUUUGAAACUGCACCUUGAGAGCAGCAGCUGUUGUAUCAGACAGGCAGGCUUUGGCAUCAGAUACACAGAAAGCUUUGAGCAGCCAAAGCUGAAUUCCUGUGAUGCAUUCCGUGGACACCUUCCUUCUCUGCCC
Motacilla alba alba is the source of this 1726-nucleotide messenger RNA. RefSeq names its product endonuclease domain-containing 1 protein-like. The record is from RefSeq and is a predicted model, not a curated record. NCBI's taxonomy places the organism in Eukaryota, Metazoa, Chordata, Aves, Passeriformes, Motacillidae. The coding region runs from base 1 to 648 and encodes 215 amino acids. Gene Ontology annotation, molecular function: hydrolase activity; nucleic acid binding; metal ion binding. The transcript has a single exon.